Molecule: messenger RNA, 2238 nt
Organism: Anoplophora glabripennis (Asian longhorned beetle)
Lineage: Eukaryota; Metazoa; Arthropoda; Insecta; Coleoptera; Cerambycidae
Product: heat shock protein 70 A1
Exons: 1
Coding region: 104-2053 (649 amino acids)
Biological process (GO): protein refolding; cellular response to unfolded protein
Cellular component (GO): cytoplasm
Molecular function (GO): ATP binding; ATP-dependent protein folding chaperone; misfolded protein binding
Source: RefSeq, a predicted model, not a curated record
CAAACGAGUAGCAAGCAAUUAAAGCGAGCGAACUUCAAAAGCGUUCUUAAAAAGAAUUAUCCUACGAGUGAAAUCAAGUUAUUGUGAACAAAAUAAAGUGAAAAUGGUUGCAGUUGGUAUCGACUUGGGAACAACCUACUCCUGUGUAGGCGUGUGGCAGCAUGGAAAAGUGGAAAUCAUCGCCAACGAUCAAGGCAACAGGACGACGCCGAGUUAUGUUGCAUUUACGGACACCGAGCGUCUCUUGGGAGACGCCGCCAAGAACCAGGUCGCCAUGAACCCCAGUAACACCGUCUUCGACGCUAAGAGAUUGAUCGGCCGCAAGUAUGACGACUCGAAGAUCCAGCAGGACCUCAAACAUUGGCCUUUUAAAGUUGUGGACGACUGCGGGAAGCCCAAGAUACAAGUAAUGUACAAGGGUGAAAAGAAGACCUUCGCCCCUGAAGAGGUCAGUUCCAUGGUGUUGACGAAGAUGAAAGAAACCGCCGAGGCUUAUUUGGGGUCUCCUGUGAAAGAUGCAGUCGUUACGGUCCCUGCGUACUUCAAUGAUUCCCAGAGACAAGCUACAAAAGAUGCAGGUGUGAUAGCAGGUCUAAACGUUCUUAGAAUAAUCAAUGAACCAACAGCGGCAGCUCUGGCUUACGGUUUGGACAAAAACUUGAAGGGCGAGAGGAAUGUGCUUAUCUUCGACUUGGGUGGUGGUACAUUCGAUGUGUCUAUACUUACGAUAGACGAAGGGUCUUUGUUUGAAGUAAGAUCGACAGCAGGCGACACACAUCUCGGGGGAGAGGACUUUGACAAUCGGUUAGUUAAUCACCUUGCUGAUGAAUUCAAGCGUAAAUACAAGAAAGACCUCCGAAGCAACCCCAGGGCUCUAAGACGACUGAGAACUGCCGCUGAGAGGGCUAAGAGAACGCUCUCCUCGAGCACCGAAGCCAGCAUCGAGAUAGAUGCUUUAUACGAGGGUAUCGAUUUCUACACCAAAGUUAGCAGAGCGAGGUUCGAAGAAUUGUGCUCUGAUCUAUUCAGAGGAACUCUACAACCCGUAGAAAAAGCUCUGAUGGACGCCAAGAUGGACAAAGGCCAAAUACACGACGUGGUGCUUGUGGGCGGCUCCACUAGAAUCCCGAAGAUCCAACAACUCCUCCAGCAUUACUUUAACGGAAAACCGUUGAACUUGUCCAUCAACCCGGACGAAGCUGUAGCCUAUGGUGCCGCAGUCCAAGCCGCCGUACUUACCGGAGAAACUGAUUCUAAAAUCCAAGACGUCUUACUGGUUGACGUAACUCCCUUGUCUUUGGGUAUUGAAACCGCAGGUGGCGUCAUGACGAAGAUCAUUGAACGUAACGCGAGGAUUCCCUGCAAGCAAACUCAAGUCUUCACGACGUACGCCGACAACCAACCGGCGGUUACCGUGCAGGUAUUCGAGGGUGAGAGGGCUAUGACGAAAGAUAAUAACUUGCUUGGAACGUUCGAUCUCACCGGAAUACCCUUGGCUCCUAGAGGGGUUCCCAAGAUAGAAGUGACCUUCGAUCUAGACGCUAACGGAAUUCUCAACGUAUCUGCUAAAGACACCGGCUCCGGAAAGAGUACUAACAUCACCAUCAAGAACAAUAAAGGCAGAUUAUCACAGCAGGAUAUAGACAGAAUGGUGUUCGAGGCGGAGAGGUACAAGGAGGAAGACGAACGACAAAGGGAAAGAAUCUCGGCCCGUAAUCAGCUGGAGGGCUAUAUCUUCCAAGUGAAGCAAGCUAUUUCUGACUGUGCCGACAAGCUUAGUGCGGAAGACAAAGCUAAAAUCGAGAGUGAAUGUGACGACUGCCUGAGAUGGCUGGACGGCAACUCGUUGGCCGAGAAGGAAGAGUACGAAGAGAAGCGGAAGCACUUGACGAGUGUCUGCAGUCCUAUUAUGGCCAAGUUGUACCAGAACGGGCCUCAGAACGGUCAAUUUGGAAGUGGUACCGCUAGUGGAAUGCCUGGUGGAAGUUGCGGCCAGCAAGCGGGAGGAUUUACAGGUGGUCAUAGUGGGCCAACGAUAGAAGAAGUAGACUAAACUGUUUAAAAGACUGUUUGUUUGGAUGUGAUAUGAAAGAGAAGCAGUAUUUUUUAAUAGAGAUGUAUUUUAAUAGGAAAUGAUUCCAUUUAUGUGUAUUGCAAUUGGUACAAUGGAAAAGUCGAAUAGAUAGAUAUAAUUUUUUUUUAUUGUAAUUUGUUGUAAUAUUUUUGUUAAUCGAUAAA